Molecule: messenger RNA, 2031 nt
Organism: Drosophila willistoni
Lineage: Eukaryota; Metazoa; Arthropoda; Insecta; Diptera; Drosophilidae
Gene: Cyp6u1
Product: probable cytochrome P450 6u1
Exons: 3
Coding region: 342-1808 (488 amino acids)
Molecular function (GO): iron ion binding; monooxygenase activity; heme binding
Source: RefSeq, a predicted model, not a curated record
GUUUGUUUUCGUUUAUUGUUGUUGCACAAACUCUAGACAAAAUUUCACUUUUACCAAAUUCAACGUUAACAAUACAUUAUAAACAAAGUGUAAAAAAGUAUUCCAUUUGCUCACUCUUUCGCUCUCUCUCUUGCUCUCUGUUGGCUGGUUUGGUCUUUGCUUGCUCAAUGGAAAUUAUCGCUUGGCUGGCCAAUUCGACGCUGAUAACUGUUAGUAGUCCAUGACGAUGGCGUUGAUAAGCCAGGCCAAAUAGACAGCAAAGCCAAAAUAAUAUCGAUCACCAAAAAAAAGGCACAACUAAAUUAUAUCCUAAUCCAACAAAAUAUAGAAGCUAAUUCAACAUGUAUAUAAUCCAUCGUAUUCUGCUCACUGGACUGAGUACCUGCCUGCUCUUGUAUAUAGCUAUCAAAUACACUUUGGGCUACUGGAAACGACGCGGACUUUUGCAUGAGAAACCAAAAUUCCUAUGGGGUAAUCUCAAGGGUGUUAUACAAGGCAAAAGACAUGUACAAGAGGCCCUUCUCGAUGUAUACAAGGCUUUCAAGGGUCGUGCCCCAUUUAUAGGCUUCUAUGCCUGUUUGAAACCCUUCCUUUUGGUCACGGAUUUGGAUCUGGUGAGGAAUAUAUUGAUAACAAAUUCGGGAAAUUUCACUACACGCGGCAUGUAUAACAAUUUGAAGGGUGAACCCUUGACGGGAAAUCUCCUUCAGCUGGAUGGACACAAAUGGCGUGCCCUUCAUGGUCAAACUGUUGAGGUGUUUACCUCAAGUAAUCUUCAGAAGCUUCUAAGCAGAUUGAUUGCCAUAUCCCACAGAAGUCAACAGAAAAUGGGCCAGUUUAAGCUGAAAAAUGUGAAUAUAAGCCAAUUAGUGGAUAAUUAUAAUAUAGAUGUUAUAGCUUGUAUGACUUUUGGCAUGGAUCUAGCGGCGGAUAAAGAGGAAUUCCGUCAAAUGUCCCAAAGAUUGUGGCACAAUUUUAGUCUAUGGCGUGCCUAUUUGGCUCUGGAGUUUCCCUUUUUGGCCAGCAUCUUUCAAUAUAAGAAUUACGAUGACAAGGCCGUGGCGUAUUUUUAUAAUCUCACUCUGAGACAGCUGGAGGAACAGCGCAGACGAGAUCGCCAGCCACUGCAGAGUUUUCUUCAGCUUUAUUCACGCUCGGAGAGUCCACUAAGUGAUAAGGAAAUUGCUGCCCAAGCAUUUGGUUUCAUAGUGGCUGGAUUGAAUCCACUUAAUGCCACACUAAGUUUUUGUCUCUACGAGUUGGCCCAACAAACCGAGUUGCAGGAGCGCACAAGAGCAGAGAUUGCAGCGGUUCUGAAGCGGCACAAUGGACAGCUGACGGCGGAUGGACUCAAAGAGUUGCAAUUUACCAAGCAGGUGGUGCAGGAAACCCUACGUUUGCAUUCGCCAUAUCCAUUUGUCGUGCGUCGCUGCACCAAAGAGUUUGAGGUGGACAAUUCGGUAUUUGUCAUAGCCAGGGGUAAUAAUAUCAUUAUUCCCACUGUUGCCAUUCAUCGUGAUCCAUCGAUUUAUGAGGAACCUUUGCGUUUCGAUCCCAGUCGCUUUGAUGCAGCUGCUCUAAAAUCACGUCCCGCCAUGUCAUUUCUGCCCUUUGGUGCUGGUCUCCGUGGCUGUUUGGCCUCCCAGCUAGCGGAACAGCAACUAAUUGUGGGCCUGGUUGCUCUGCUGCAGCAACAUCGUUAUGCACCAUGUGCGGAUACGACAAUUCCUUUAAAAUAUGACACUAAAAAGUUGCUAUUAAUGCCAAAAAGCGACAUUUACCUGAGUGUAGAGCGAGAAGAGAGCUAAGUGAUUGCUAUCAAGUUUCUAUUGUUUUCUUUAUUGUACAAAAAGGUUUAAGUUGUUUUAGUUUUCCCUUCAAAUACGUUAAACAAACAUUUUUUUAAUUUGCUGCAAUAGCUUUGUAUGUACAUGUGAUAAGACACUUAAAUUUAUAUUAUAAUUUUGACUGCACCAAGAACAAAUGAGAUGAACAAAUAAAUUAAUUGUUAAAAUUAUAAGUGGAAAUAUA